AUGGCUACGCUUCCAUUGCAGAACUCUGCCCCUGCCCUGGCUCUGUCAGGUUCAAUGCAAGGUGUUGAAACUGCGAAGCCCGUUCCAGAGUCCAAGCCAAAGAAGAAGAUCUGCUGUGCUUGCCCGGAGACCAAGAGGCUGCGUGAUGAAUGCAUGGUGGAGCACGGUGAGUCAGCUUGUGCAAAAUGGAUCGAGGCGCAUCGUUUGUGCCUUCGUGCCGAGGGCUUCAACGUUUGA
Messenger RNA from Linum tenue, 237 nucleotides. The record is from the annotation of a GenBank genome assembly. Lineage: Eukaryota; Viridiplantae; Streptophyta; Magnoliopsida; Malpighiales; Linaceae.